Molecule: messenger RNA, 2717 nt
Organism: Saimiri boliviensis boliviensis (Bolivian squirrel monkey)
Lineage: Eukaryota; Metazoa; Chordata; Mammalia; Primates; Cebidae
Source: RefSeq, a predicted model, not a curated record
UAUUUCCCCUCCGCCUGGGCCGGUCCCAUCUGAAGCCGGAGUGACCCGAGGAGGACACGCAUCCAAUUUCAUUGGGUUGCUAGGUAUUAAUAUGCCUUGCCUCUUUAAACUACUGACAUACAAAUAGAAGUGAUGGUGAGAACCUGGCUCAGGAAAUGCAGUAGCAGGCCAUAUUGCAUCCAAAGGAAUUACUCACAGCUGUGCUCCGUGCAUUCUCUGUGGGCCUGGCAGGGAAGAAGACAUCCCUGUGGCAAUGGGCGUGACACGGAUGCUCUUGGAAUGCAGUCUCAGUGACAAGUUGUGUGUCAUCCAGGAGAAGCAGUAUGAAGUGAUUAUCGUCCCAACUUUCUUGGUUACUAUCUUCCUCAUCCUUCUUGGGGUCAUCCUGUGGCUUUUUAUGAGAGAGCAAAGAACUCAACAGCAGCGUCCUGGACCUCGAGACAUUGCUCCUGUCCCUCCAUCUAGGGACCUAAGCUGGGAAGCAGCUGGAUGUGGAGGAAAUGUGGCUUUGCCACUUAAGGAGACAUCUGUGGAAAACUUUCUGGGAGCUACCACACCUGCCUUGGCUAAGCUGGAGGUGCCCCGGGAGCAACUCUCUGAAGUUCUGGAGCAGAUUUGCAAUGGUAGCUGUGGGCCCAUCUUUCGAGCCAGUAUGAACACUGGGGACCCUUCGAAGCCCAAGAGUGUUAUUCUCAAAGCUUUAAAAGAACCAGCUGGGCUCCAUGAGGUACAGGAUUUCUUGGGGCGAGUCCAAUUCCAUCAAUACCUGGGGAAACACAAGAACCUGGUGCAGCUGGAAGGCUGCUGCACCGAGAAGCUGCCACUCUAUAUGGUGCUGGAGGAUGUGGUCCAUGGAGACCUGCUCAGCUUUCUCUGGACCUGUCGCCGGGAUGUGAUGACCAUGGACGGUCUUCUCUACGAUCUCACAGAAAAACAAGUAUAUCACAUCGGAAAGCAGGUCCUUUUGGCUCUGGAAUUCCUGCAGGAUAAGCAUUUGUUCCAUGGGGAUGUGGCAGCCAGGAAUAUCUUGAUCCAAAGUGAUCUCACUGCUAAGCUCUGUGGAUUGGGCCUGGCUUAUGAAGUUUAUACCCGAGGGGCCAUCUCUUCUCAAACCAUACCUCUCAAGUGGCUUGCCCCAGAACGGCUUCUCCUAAGACCUGCUGGCAUCAAAGCAGAUGUAUGGUCUUUUGGGAUCCUGCUCUAUGAGAUGGUGACUCUAGGGGCACCACCGUAUCCUGAAGUCCCUCCUACCAGCAUCCUACAGCAUCUCCAAAGAAGGAAAAUCAUGAAGAGACCCAGUAGCUGCACACAUACCAUGUAUAAUAUUAUGAAGUCCUGCUGGCGCUGGCAUGAGGCUGGCCGCCCCUCACCUGGAGAGCUACGCUUGCGCCUAGAAGCUGCCAUUAGAACUGCAGAUGACAAGGCUGUGUUACAAGUACCAGAGUUGGUGGUACCUGAACUGUAUGCAGCUGUGGCCGGCAUCCGAGUGGAGAGCCUCUUCUACAAUUACAGCAUCCUUUGAAGAGUCCCAGACAAGAAACAUUCAUGCAUGAUUAUAUGUUCUUGGACUCAAUUCCUCUAAGAACAGAGAAUGGUGUUUCCAGGGGACACAAAGGGAGAAAUGGAACAUGGAUUCUUGAUCUUCCUUUGCACAUUUCUCUGGAAAUCUGAAAUGACGGUGGAUGAGACUCUACGCACCAUACACCCUGAGCUGAGACACAUUGUCAGUCUGACUUCUACUGUCCCAGUCCUAGAAACACUGGGUAGAAGUGGUGGGCGUGCGCAAAGGAGGUUUUAGAACUCUGCAGUAUUUGUUGGGGCAUGACGUAAAUAAGCUCAUCCCUCCCAUCCUAGGCCAGUUUUCUCUGGAACCACAUUUUUAUCUAGAUGAUUACAAGGUCCAGAACAUUUGGAGUGAAAUGAAGGAAUAGAAAUCCAAUAAAAGAGUUGAAGGGAAAGGAAAUUUAAGGUUCUGCUUGCUCAGGAUUACAGAUGUGGACCAACACCUCCUUCAGAGAAAAGGUGGUAGGGCACCUGAUCCCUCUUCAGUCCUGAUUCCUACCUAUAGGAUUGGAAGAGAACUAUAACGGAAAACCUCUGAGUCUCCCCUUAAGUAUAGAUAAAACAAAGAUGGUCCCCUUUUAUCUGAGACACGUAAACUCUGUUUGUUAGUACUUUUUAAUUAGAAGGUGGGGUCAUUUCACGAUUGAGAACAUUCAACAUGUGUUGUUCAUUGAACUAGCUUCCUAGCUCCGAUUAGACUAAGGCCAUUAAGCCUAGAGAGUCAAUGUUAGAAUCGUGAUAAAAAUGCUGUGUGUGCAUGUGUGUGUGCACAGUCAAUAGGGAGAAUAGAAACUAAGCAAGAAGACUUAGCAGCCGCGUCUUUAACAAGGGCUAGAAAAGAAUGUCGUCCUAUAGGGAAGGAUAGUAGCUUCUAAUUUUCAAUCAUCCAUUGAUAUACUGUGAAACCUAUUUUAUUAAAUUCAUAUUUAUUGAAUGGAAGUAUGUUUUUCUGGUUUACAACUGCUAAAAAUCUCUGUCGUGGGGAGGAGAAAAUAAAUGGAAGUUAAUGUCAGUAGAAAAACGAAAAGGAUUCUUUAUGUGCAAAUGGGGAUAAUACCUAUCUCACAAGGUUGUUCUGAAUAUUGAGUAUGUGUUGAGUAUGCAUUUGUAUAGUAUCUGGCACAUAUGUGCUCAAUAAAUGUGUUUCUCCUUUU